CGCGGCUCCGGGGCGAUGGCGUCCUCCAUCCUGUCCGACUGCUCCUCCUGCGCCACCUCCCGCCUCCUCCCCCUCCGCCGCGCCCUCCACCCGCCGCCGCCCCGCUUCCGCCCGUCCCCCGGUCCGGCGCCGUCGCCGAGGAGGCCUCUCCUCCUCACCGCCGCCGCCCCGCUCCCGCUCCUCCCCCGCGCGCGCCGCAUGGCCGCGCUCUCCGCCGCUGCCUCCUCCGCCGACCCAGCCACCGUUCUAGCUGACGCGUCUGCCAAGAUCAUCGACGGCAAGCUGGUGGCGAAGCAGAUAAGAGAGGAAGUCGGCGUUGAGAUCGCCAGGAUGAAGGACGCGACCGGUGUGGUGCCUGGGCUGGCGGUCAUCCUAGUCGGCUCGAGGAAGGAUUCCCAGACGUACGUGCGGAACAAGAAGAAGGCGUGCGAGGCGGUCGGUAUCAAGUCGUACGAGGUCAAUUUGCCGGAGGACGCUUCCGAGUACGAGGUCAUCAAGCACAUUGCGACCUUCAAUGAUGACCCGUCUGUCCAUGGCAUCUUGGUUCAGUUGCCCUUGCCUCGCCAUAUGAACGACGAGAACAUAUUGAAUGCUGUUAGUAUUGAAAAGGACGUCGAUGGCUUUCAUCCAGUGAAUAUUGGACGACUGGCGAUGCAAGGUCGGGAUCCAUUCUUUGUUCCAUGCACCCCUAAAGGAUGCAUGGAGCUGCUACACAGAUCUGGAGUUGAAAUAAAUGGGAAGAGAGCUGUUGUAAUUGGAAGAAGCAAUAUUGUGGGGACGCCUGCUGCUUUACUCUUACAAAAAGCAAAUGCAACUGUGAGCAUUGUACAUUCAAAAACCAAGAACCCCGAGGAAAUAACAAGACAAGCAGAUAUUAUCAUUGCGGCUGUUGGAGUUGCUAACCUGGUCAGAGGGAGUUGGAUAAAGCCUGGAGCUGCUAUUAUUGAUGUUGGCAUCAAUCCGGUUGAUGAUCCAGCAAGCCCUCGAGGUUAUCGUCUUGUUGGAGAUGUAUGCUUUGAGGAGGCCUCCAAGGUGGCUGGAGCUAUCACACCAGUACCAGGCGGUGUCGGGCCGAUGACAAUUGCGAUGCUUCUAUCGAACACACUGGAUUCAGCUAAAAGGAUCCACAAAUUCAAGUAACCGGACAACCCUGUAGUCAGAACUUCGGAGAGUGCUUAACCUUUGGCUUAGUCUACCAGGCAAGGAUUUGCCAACUGUUCUAUGCGCCUUUUGUUGGACCAGAAAAAGGUCAACAAGAGCCGUGAAAUAAAUUUUGACAGGGGCGAGAAAUUUGCCCCGGCUUCAAACUGUACCGCAUUCGCUAAUGUUCCAUGAAACCCCAGUUCAAUCAGUGGCACCACCUAGGUCAACUGAGAUCUCAGUUCGGCUUGGGUGAACCGUAUGUUAUGCUUGUUUGCACAAAACUGAUUGUACAUGAGUGGUGGCGCAGGCUCCACUGCUGAUGUGGCAGGACAGGAGAGGGAAGGAAACAAGAGCUCCAUUGUCCAAUCUAAUCUAUCCAGUUGGAUCCUGGAUUUUAUUA
This is a messenger RNA of Hordeum vulgare subsp. vulgare (domesticated barley), 1543 nucleotides long. RefSeq names its product bifunctional protein FolD 4, chloroplastic. Bases 16 to 1140 code for a protein of 374 amino acids. Gene Ontology annotation, biological process: tetrahydrofolate interconversion. Gene Ontology annotation, molecular function: methenyltetrahydrofolate cyclohydrolase activity; methylenetetrahydrofolate dehydrogenase (NADP+) activity. Gene Ontology annotation, cellular component: cytosol. The transcript has 5 exons. NCBI's taxonomy places the organism in Eukaryota, Viridiplantae, Streptophyta, Magnoliopsida, Poales, Poaceae. The record is from RefSeq and is a predicted model, not a curated record.